AUGAGAGAGUUUGGCUUGGUUCUCCUGUGCAUCUCCAGGAAGGGUGUGCAGUCCAACAGCUGGUCCGUUCACGUCCCAUCUGAUGUUACUGGUGAGCUUGGGAAGAUGGUGAUCCUGCCCUGUACCUUCACACACCCCUACAAAGCCUUUGACCGGACUCUCACUGCCAUUUGGAGGAUCAAGGAGCCUUACAACGGCACCAUAGUGUUCAAGUGUGUGAGCCAGAGCACCAGCGAGCUCUGUAAGACUGCCAUCAGCUACAAGAACAAGUACAAACUGCUGGGCAACCCCCGGCACAAGGACCUCUCCAUCAGGAUUGACAACCUGACCUGGAGCGACAGCGACAGAUACUUCUGCAGAGUGGAGCUGGCCGGAGACAUCCACGACAAGUAUGAAAGCAGGAGUGGGAUAAAGCUGCACUUGAUUGCUGCCCCCCGGAUCAUCAACAUCACGGUCAGCUCCAACAGGGAUCACACGUUCCAGGCCCGCUGCACCGCCGAGGGGGAGCCAGCACCUGCCCUGACCUGGACUGGUCCCCCCUACCCCAACCUCACCUCCACCACCAGCACGAGCCACCGCGUCACCAAGGAGCUGCGGUACCUGACCCACGACGGGAAAUACACCUGCACUGCUGUCAACAGCCACGGCAGGGCCGAGGGGGCCGUGUACUUCUACAAAUUCAAGGCGUCCGACAGCUCCUUCUUCAUGAUCCUGGUCCUGGUGCCGCUGGGAGUCAAGGUGCUCAUUUUGCUGGCCAUACUGAGCUUCACUGUGUUCUCCAGAGAAGGUCCCUCCUCCGCUCCAUCCAGCCUGGUCAGGCCACAGCUGCCAGACUGCACCUACGAGAACUUUGACCGCAGGCACGGAGGGAGCCAGACCCUGCCAGGAGGGAGAGCAGUGCCCAGGCGCAGCUGAGGAGAUCCCAUCCCCACCUGCUCCCUGCACAGGUGUCCUCUCUCCCAGGGAACACAAAACCCAUGUUGGCUGAUGAACAGAAGGCCAAACACCGGUGGGGAUGAUGGAACUGGGCGAUCUUUGAGGUCCCUUCCAACCCAAGCCAUUCUAUAUGCUAUGACUCCCAGCCCUGCUGCUGCUCACAAGCGAGAGCAGCCCUUAAAGGCAAAAGAGAAGAAAUAAAAAAGGGGUAGAGCUGGAAGAGCAGAGGAGGAUCUGCACAGAAUGUCAGUUUUAACCAAUCUGUGCGUUUUUAGCCCAGAUCAUAUUUAGCAAGCAGGUAAAAGCAUAAAAUUUUCUCAAAUGUUUUUGCUUUGGCAGUUUUCAAAUAUCCUUUCACUUGUCCAACCACAUGCAGCCUGCAAGUGAGCUACUGUCAUGUUUCAAACACCAGCUGUGACAGAACACUACUGGAAUUUCUGCUGGUGGUUUUGGGGAUUUUUUUUUAGUCAUUAUUAUUAUUCAUUAUCUUCCAGAAGAGUUUAUUUAAGAGUUUAAAGGAAACCUUAACUUUCAAGAGGAGGCCAAGAAAAAGGAAGAGGUUUUCCAAAAGCUGGUAGAGCUGAAAGCAGGACAUGCACAGUCUAAUUAGUCUCUAACUCUACUACUCUACCUAGUGCCCAGAGCUUUGUGAUAAAUACA
Messenger RNA from Lepidothrix coronata (blue-crowned manakin), 1596 nucleotides. It is a transcript of the gene SIGLEC15, whose product is annotated as sialic acid binding Ig like lectin 15. The transcript is spliced from 5 exons. The record is from RefSeq and is a predicted model, not a curated record. Gene Ontology annotation, biological process: regulation of osteoclast development; regulation of bone resorption; regulation of actin cytoskeleton organization. The coding region runs from base 1 to 915 and encodes 304 amino acids. Lineage: Eukaryota; Metazoa; Chordata; Aves; Passeriformes; Pipridae. Gene Ontology annotation, cellular component: plasma membrane.